Molecule: messenger RNA, 522 nt
Organism: Anopheles maculipalpis
Lineage: Eukaryota; Metazoa; Arthropoda; Insecta; Diptera; Culicidae
Gene: Mocs2B
Product: molybdopterin synthase catalytic subunit
Exons: 1
Coding region: 1-468 (155 amino acids)
Biological process (GO): Mo-molybdopterin cofactor biosynthetic process
Cellular component (GO): cytosol
Molecular function (GO): molybdopterin synthase activity
Source: RefSeq, a predicted model, not a curated record
AUGAAUUAUCUAAAGUUAACGUUUGAUAAGCUGGACGUCGGGGCGCUGAACGAUCAGGUGGCACACGAAAGCUGUGGAGCGGUUUCGCUGUUCGUGGGAACAACAAGAGAUAACUUUGAGGGCAAAACCGUGGUACUGUUGCAGUACGAAGCGUACGAAGCGAUGGCACUCAAAACGAUGAACCUGCUGUGUGAGGAGGUUCGAGUCCGUUGGCCGGAUGUGGUUAACAUCGGGAUACAUCACCGGCUCGGUACGGUACCGGUAAAGGAAGCUUCCGUAGUGAUUGCGAUAAGCUCACCGCAUCGGAAGUCUAGCCUUGAGGCCGUCCAUUACACCAUCGACGAGCUGAAGAAAUCCGUCCCCGUGUGGAAGAAGGAGCUGUACGGCGAUGGAGAGGGUAGCUCGGAGUGGAAAGAGAACAGCGAAUGUACCUGGUCGAAGAAGCACAAGGACAACCAUAUACUGUAGUAGACUUGCUAGAGCAAAUACUUUACAUGCGUGCAUGAUCAUAUGCAAUCAUAG